Messenger RNA from Mercurialis annua (annual mercury), 1877 nucleotides. RefSeq names its product (6-4)DNA photolyase. The coding region runs from base 94 to 1677 and encodes 527 amino acids. Gene Ontology annotation, molecular function: DNA binding; FAD binding. Gene Ontology annotation, cellular component: nucleus; cytoplasm. Gene Ontology annotation, biological process: entrainment of circadian clock by photoperiod; circadian regulation of gene expression. The transcript is spliced from 14 exons. Lineage: Eukaryota; Viridiplantae; Streptophyta; Magnoliopsida; Malpighiales; Euphorbiaceae. The record is from RefSeq and is a predicted model, not a curated record.
GGCGCCUUAUUAACCGCUACCCAGCUUUCCCUCCCAAUAAUCCUCCCCUGAAACUUUACAACUGCCAAAAUCGAACCUCAUAAACCAUUAACCAUGGCAGUCUCUGGUUCCUCUUCCCUGAUGUGGUUUCGAAAAGGCCUCAGAAUCCACGAUAACCCAGCUUUAGAACACGCUUUAAAAGGGUCUAGUUUUCUUUACCCGGUUUUUGUAAUCGACCCACAUUACAUGAAGCCUGAUCCAACUGCAUUCUCUCCUGGGUCAAACCGUGCCGGCGUCAAUCGUAUCAGGUUCUUGUUGGAAAGUUUGGUUGAUCUUGAUUUGAGCCUCAAGAAACUUGGCUCUAGGUUGAUUGUCUUGAAUGGAGAGCCGAGUCAGAUUUUGAUUCGGUGCUUGAAGGAAUGGGAUGUGAAGAAGCUUUGCUUUGAGUUUGAUACAGAUCCAUAUUAUCAAGGUUUGGAUGUUAAAGUCAAGGAACAUGCAUCUUCAAUUGGAAUUGAGGUUUUCUCCCCAGUCAGCCAUACCCUUUUCAAUCCUGCAGAUAUUAUACAAAAGAAUGGCGGAAAGCCGCCUUUGAGUUACCAGUCAUUUCUAAAGGUUGCUGGGCAGCCUGCAUGGGCAUGCUCUCCACUUUCAAUGACAAUUCCCUCGCUUCCUCCUGUUGGGGAUUUUGGAAGCUGUGAGGUUUCAGAAGUUCCAAAUUUGGAAGAACUUGGCUAUGGAAAUGUUGAACAAGAUGACUUGACUCCUUUUAGAGGUGGCGAAUCAGAAGCCUUAAAGAGGUUAAGAGAUUCAAUUGCCGACAAGAAGUGGGUGGCGAAUUUUGAGAAACCCAAGGGUGAUCCAUCUGCAUUUUCAAAACCAGCCACCACUGUGUUAUCACCAUACUUGAAAUUUGGUUGUCUCUCUUCCAGGUACUUCUACCAGUGUCUUCAAGAUGUGUAUAAAAAUGUUCAGAAGCACACAUCACCACCAGUUUCUCUUGUUGGCCAGUUGUUGUGGCGAGAUUUCUUCUAUACAGUGGCAUUCGGCACUCCUAACUUUGAUCAGAUGAAGGAUAACAGAAUAUGCAAGCAGAUACCUUGGAACGACGACAACGAAUUGCUAGUAGCAUGGAGAGAAGCCAGAACAGGAUACCCUUGGAUUGAUGCUAUCAUGACUCAGCUUCGCAAGUGGGGUUGGAUGCACCAUCUAGCGAGGCAUUGUGUUGCGUGCUUUCUAACUCGUGGUGAUCUGUUUGUGCACUGGGAGAAAGGGCGCGAUGUUUUUGAUAGACUCUUGAUUGAUUCAGAUUGGGCAAUCAAUAAUGGAAAUUGGAUGUGGCUGUCAUGUUCUUCCUUCUUUUACCAGUAUUAUCGCAUCUACUCGCCGAUUUCAUUUGGGAAGAAGUAUGAUCCAAAUGGCAAUUACAUAAGGCAUUUUCUGCCUGUAUUGAAAGACAUGCCAAAGGAGUAUAUCUACGAGCCAUGGACAGCUCCACUAAGUGUUCAAACCAAGGCAAAGUGCAUAAUCGGAGUACAUUAUCCAAAACCGGUGGUAGCUCAUGAUACUGCAAGCAAGGGAUGCAAGAGAAAGUUGGCAGAGAGUUAUGCAUUAAACCAGAAAUUGAAUGGCAAGCUAACCGAAGAAGAUAUGAGGAAUUUAAGGAGAAAACUAGAGAAAGAUCAAGAUGAGGAGUAAUGUUGCUUAUAUAUUUUGGAUGGCUGAAAAUGAAAAAAUAGAUUUAAUGCCUUGAGCUUAUAAAUGUUGUUUAUAGAUUUUGGAUGGCUGUAAAAGAAAGGCAUAGUAGUGCAGGAGUAAUAACUUGUAGUGUACUUUAAUUAAUCAAUUUAAACUAAUUUAACUAAAAUCAAAUCAAAAAUCAUGAUUUAAAUGAUGAA